CUCUCUCUAAACAUGCAGAUAAUGAAGGGAAAGAUCUUCAGGGCAUGCACAGACAAGUGGAGAAAAAAGAGGAGUAGAGUCGUACCUCGUGCAGCUAGUGAGUAUUGCUGUCAAUGGGUUCUUUGUCCUCCAACACUGGAAGAGAAUUCUAUUCCAAAAGAUGUCCCAAAGGGACACUUGGUAGUCUACGUGGGUGAGAACUACAAGAGGUUUGUAAUCAAAAUAACCAUCCUUAAUCAUCCACUCUUCAAGGCUUUGCUGGAUCAAGCACAGGAUGAAUAUGAUUUCACCACUGACUCAAAACUCUGCAUCCCUUGCGACGAAAGUCUUUUUCUCAGUGUUGUUCGUUGCGCUAGCUUUCCUGACGAUCGGAAGAUCUCUGUCAUGUGUCUUUGUCUUAAAAAAUUGAUGCUCAGGACCACGGCUGGGACCGGAACUAGGGAAAUUUUGAUUGAUUCGGGUUGUGAAGAGAAUGCAUGCUGAUAUGUACCCUAAUAUGUUUUAUACCAUGUAGAGUUGUAACAUAAUUUUU
Messenger RNA from Juglans microcarpa x Juglans regia, 532 nucleotides. RefSeq lists its product as uncharacterized. The transcript has a single exon. Gene Ontology annotation, biological process: response to auxin. The coding region runs from base 13 to 483 and encodes 156 amino acids. Lineage: Eukaryota; Viridiplantae; Streptophyta; Magnoliopsida; Fagales; Juglandaceae. The record is from RefSeq and is a predicted model, not a curated record.